Molecule: messenger RNA, 1101 nt
Organism: Cetraspora pellucida
Lineage: Eukaryota; Fungi; Glomeromycota; Glomeromycetes; Diversisporales; Gigasporaceae
Source: the annotation of a GenBank genome assembly
CUUGUAAAAAGCAACCACCAAAAAAUAAAAGCAAGUAAAAUAAUUGCUGAUGCUGCGGGAAAAGGGAUAUACCAUGCUAAAUGCAUUCGUUCCUGGGCACAUGAUUAUGUUAUGACACACCAGAUUCCCUACUCUCGCCGAGGACACCAUGCCAAAACAUGGAGCUUUCUCUGGGACGAAGAUAUUCUUCUUCAAAUAAAAUCGUAUGUUCGAGAAAAUAAGUGGAAUAUUACACCACAUAUGAUCAUGUUACAAAUGAAUGAGAUCAUUUUACCAGGGCUAGGAUUUGCUCCUCCUCCAACCAUCUCUCUUAGUACUACAAAAAAUUAUUUAAAAGAGCUUGGAUACAUAUAUGAAAGGGUGAAAAAAGAUGCUUAUGUAGACAGACACAAGAGAGAAGAUGUGGUAGCCUAUCAGAGUAUAUUUUUGAAACGAAUGAGUGAAUUUGAGCAUAGAAUGCCUAUAUUUUCAGGUGAUAAUAUAGAAGUAGAGACUUGGCCAGACAGCAAUAUAAAACCACUUAUUCUUGUUACACAUGAUGAAUGCAUUUUUUCGGCUUAUAAUGGAAGUCGGAGUCUUUGGAUUUCUUAUGGUGAACAACCUUUACGAAAAAAGGUGGAGGGUCGUUCAAUUCAUGUUAACAAGUUCUUAACUGAUAUUUGUAGUCGACUUGUGCUUCCUGAUGAAAUGCAACCGUCAAAUAAGUUUCCUAGAGAAGCUUGUGUUAUUACAUACCCUGGCAAAAAUAACGAUGGAUGGUGGAAGGCUGAGGAUUUGAUUAAUCAAGUAACUAACCAUGCCAUUUCCAUAUUUGAAGCACGCUUUCCAGACUAUCAUAUCCCUAAAUUAUGUGGUGAAGCUAAAGGAUUAAAAGAAGUUCUAAAGGAGAGAGGGUUGUGGCCAAAAGAAGGAUUAAGGUUAAAAGAAGCACGAGAAUUAAUAAGACUGCAAAAAACUGUCCCAUUAGCUCUUAAUUCUGUUCUACUUCCAACUAUUCGUCAAUAUGCAAGAAAAGCAUUUUGCUAUAUGGACGCAUAUCAAAAAGGCUUAAAUGAUAAAGCAGCUGAAUUUGCUGUUAAAAAAUACCAUUCGCAUCGCUGA